Messenger RNA from Mytilus trossulus (common blue mussel), 3875 nucleotides. RefSeq lists its product as uncharacterized. The record is from RefSeq and is a predicted model, not a curated record. The coding region runs from base 79 to 1092 and encodes 337 amino acids. The transcript has 9 exons. NCBI's taxonomy places the organism in Eukaryota, Metazoa, Mollusca, Bivalvia, Mytilida, Mytilidae.
UCUUGAAGCCAAUAUGCUCUCCACAGGAACCCCUUCAGUUUCCCUGUCACAUGAUCAACCAUCUGUCUGUACUACAGCAUGGCUGAGUUAUCUACGGAGUUAUACUGGGAUCAUGGAGGCGAAAGUUUAGGAGAUAUAUCACCGUUUACGACAGAGAAUGACGAAAACACACCGUUGCAUCGAUCAAAAAGGGAUGAGGGUAUGAACCUGAAUUAUUUGCAGACCUUACAGCUAAUACAGAAUCUGGAGGAAACCAGUGAUAUCUUACGCAGCUACUUGUCAGAAAUAGAUGCAGAUCUUGAGAAGAAACAAGCCAGCAGGGAACAGUCAUCUGGUACCCCAACGUAUGGCAACAGAUGUAGAGAUUAUAUGUGUAAAAAAUGUUUAUCUGUACUCAGGACUGUCACUGGAACGAAAACUAUAAUUUUUACAGUUAUUCUCCAGGGUAUCAAUCUGUUAAUACAAACAAUAAUAGACUUUCUACCACAAAAUGAUACAAAUGCAGUGUUAGAGGCAAGUAGUGCUACCAUGAUUAUACUUCAGCUUAUAAAUCUAGUCCUCAUUAUCAUAACAUCAACUAAUUUAGCCAGACAGAUGAUUUCAGGUAUUCAGCCUGUUAGUUGGAUAUUCCUUAUACAGUCAUACAUUGCCACACUGUUGUUGUUUGCUGGAUUGUAUACUAUCACUAAACGAUUAAAGCCGUCAUCUUGGAAAUAUUUACGAGAGGAUGUAGAUGACCCAGUGUAUAUUGCUAUAAUUUAUUGUAAAUUCCUGUACUUUUCUGUGUCUACUGGUACCCUAUGUGGGAAUGUUGACAUCACACCUUAUGACUGGUACAAUUGUAUAUUUGUUUCAAUGCAGAUGUUGUUAAGUUUUAUGUAUUUUGCCUCAAUACUGGGACAUGCCUGCAUGCCUCUCCAUUCAGCAAAGAAAGAUAGAGUGUUAUCUAGGUUAGCAUCAGUUAAUAGUCACAGAGGUUCAAGAGCACCAAGCAGAAUACUUACACCUAAUCAUUCCUCAUCAAGACUGCUUGAAGCUGAUUAUGCAAAUUAUGGCUCAACAGUAGACAGAUCUGAGCAGGAUGACAAAUGAUAACAAAGACUUUGAUGCUGUUCAUAUCAUCAGAUCGCAUAAGGUGCCUUGAAAAUAUUUUGCUGAAGAUAAAUGAAUACUGUUGAUUUUAUUUUAUUUACUUCAUAAUGUUUAUUUUAUUUUUACUUGCAGUUUGGUUUACAAUUUCUUACUCACUUUUAAUGUGUUCUUUAGGUGUCAGACCACCAAUUACUCCCUCCAAUUUAGAAUGCAUGUAAAAGUAGCCCUACUCUGACAGAAAAAAAGUGCUUUAGAUGUCGUUGUUUACUUAAACUAACCAACAAAUUUUCAGAAAUGAAACUUUUGGUGAAAUAGAAAUAUAUUUAGACCAUUUUGAGCUAAAACUUACUUGUCUAUGAGUUUGCAUUAGAAAUUGAGUAUUUAUGCACUCUAUAGUAUACUAAGAUUUCCAGAAAACCAGGGGUUAUUUUUAAAGUACCUCUUUUUGAAGGUAAUUUUUUUUUUAAAAGGCUUUAAAAGUAAGUUGAAGAUUGUCAUACAGUAAAUGAUACAUGUGCAAUUCAGGAUAUACCUGGUUUCUAUGAAGUUAAACUUAAGUUAAAAUAUUCAGAAAGCUGUGAACAUUGCAAAAUUUGGUUGAACAGAUAGGGAUAUUUAAUUGGUGGUCUUACACUUAAGUAGAGAAGGCUGUUUUGACACUUUCAUGAUUUUUUUAACAGUUUUUGAGAUGUAAACCACAAUAUAGGAUGUUGAAUUUAUUGUUAUUCUAAAAGAUACAAGUAAUGAAACAAAUGAAACUUAAAAACAGUUAUAGAAUAACUAAUGGAAGAAUUCAAAUAGAGAAAAAUAUUUAUUUCAGAUAGGUGGUACCCUAAACUUGAAUGUGUAUGCUUACUUGUUUUGAAGCCGAGACAUUUUCACAUUGGUGGUUAAAUUUUCUGUAUACAAAUGGUUAAGCUUAGUCACUAAAAAUUUAGACAUAUCCAUUAUCACUGUAGCAGUGUAAACUAUUGUUUACAUACUUUAUUUAGUACCUCAAUUUGAGGCGUAUAAAAGAUAUUGACCCAUUUGUGUGUAAUAUACAGUUAAUAGAGUGUGUUCAGUGUUAUGAUAUUUGCUAUUUUUAAUUAUUUAAAUAUAUAGAUUAUUAGUAAACAAUAAAACAUAUCAUUUUUACAUUCAUUACCAAAUACAACAGAGAAGUGCCUAUAACUUGUUACUCAGUAUUUAUUGUUAUAUUUUUGACAUACAUAUAUAUUACACCUUUGCCAAAUUGUUUUUAUGACGGUGAAUUGUCUAGUCAGAAAUACUUGCUUACAAAGAUUAAUCGGUGAUGGAUCAUUCUCAUGAAAAGUUUUUCAGUAUUUUUUGUUUUCUUUGGAAACCAUUUGCUUAAUUGCUACGAAGUAUAAACCCAGUAUUUAAAUGGUAUCUAGGGAUUUUAAUACAUAUUUUAUUGCAAGAUUUAUUGUUGGUGUUUAACAACAAUUUCUGAGUAUUUGGCUAUAUCAUGACUGUCAGUUUGUUGAAGGAAGCCAGGAUACUCAGAGAAAACCCUUUACUUUGGCAGGAAGCCAGGAUACUCAGAGAAAACCCUUUACUUUGGCAGGAAGCCAGGAUACUCAGAGAAAACCCUUUACUUUGGCAGGAAGCCAGGAUACUCAGAGAAAACCCUUUACUUUGGCAGGAAGCCAGGAUACUCAGAGAAAACCCUUUACUUUGGCAGGAAGCCAGGAUGCUCUGAGAAAACCCUUUACUUUGGCAGGAAACCAGGAUACUCAGAGAAAACCUUUUACUUUGGCUGGAAGCUAGGAUGCUCUGAUAAAACUCGUUACUUUGGCAGGAAGCCAUGAUACUCAGAGAAAACCCUUUACUUUGAAGGAAGCCAGGAUACUCAGAGAAAACCCUUUACUUUGGCAGGAAAGUGAAGAUAAGAGUCCCUGUCAGUGAACAAUACAAUUGUAAAAAGAUAGCAUUUUGUUUCCCUUUAUCAGUAUAAACCUUAUAAGUAGGAAUUAUAGCAGUGCUUUUGACAACAUCUCUCUUUCCAAUGUGAAAUUUUUAUUUCAUUCAAGUAAUUCUAGUGCUCUGUUAGUCGACAAUUAAGAAUAGUGGUAUUCUUUAAGCUUUAAAGGGUUCUUGCAGACAUUUUUAGUCCAAAAGUGAGAAGACUUAUUAAUUUAUUCUCCAUGACAAAAAAGAGCAAGGGAAUCACAUCAAAUUUAUAUUUUGUUUAAUAUCUUUAGAUAUAAAGUGAUAAUACAUGUGCUCUGCUGAUACAAUAUUUUACAAUCUUGAUGCAUCUUUGGAAUUGAUCAGGCCAGACAGAUAUUCCUGAGUCCAGGACUCAUGGACUCCCUUAAUGAGAAACUUGUUUAAAAUUGUUUUAGUCAUUUUUGUUAGGUCAGUUUGACUUUUUCUUUAUUAUCAUUUCAUUAGUGUAUUUUUCACUUACAAGAUUGGAGAAGAUAUUAACAUAUAUAUCGUUAAAUUUUUAAGGUAUUAUUUUUGCUAUGUUGGUGAAGGUCAUUUUACUGUACAAUUAACUGUACUGGAAUACAUCACUGUUCAUUUAAAGUUAUGGCCUUUGAACAGGGAACAAUAAAUGACACAAAGAUUUUAAGAACAAAUGGUUUACAUGACAUGAAACAAAAAUAUCUUGAUUAUAACGGUAUAAUGGCUGUACUUAUCUUUUAAAUUUAUAGUAUGUUUAAUUGUUGUCAAUCAUUUUUUUUAUAGUAUUUUGUCUGAUUUUAACUCUUUGUUUUUAUUUUUUAUUUUCUGGUUUACACUCUGUGUGAGACUAGAUAUUUACUUAUGAU